CAGCCGAGGCAAGCUCAACACACCACCACUCCAACCCGCACCCGACACCCCUUGCUCUGGUUCCCCUUUGCCCGUUGCUCUCCCUGCACAGUCUCACUCACCCUUUCCUGCUUCCCUCGCCACGCCACUAAUCGACCUCCAUGCGCUGCCCUGUGACUCCGCUGCUCACCCCUUUACGAAUGCCGCGAUGCGGCUAAUUCGCUGAGAGGCAAGAGAUACGACCCCGCUCUAGAACUCUUCGCGUACAUCGCGUCGUCAUCUCUCGCAUCCGCGUCGACCACAGGUGUUCGCCACACGCGAGGAGCGGUCGUAGCACUCGCGGCGGUUGGCGCGUAGCGAGCGAGGCGGUAGAUGACGAUAGGUGGACGAUGGAAUCGUCGAUCCCUGUCGCUGAUUGCGCUUCUUGGCGGAAUCAUGGCAGCCGCCGCAGUAGCUGCUGACGUCACGCGCUUCUCCUUGCCCUGGCCACCAAAUUCGGAUGCCGCAAUGCGUGCGGAAAACAUUUCGCGGGUGUCCACGUGGCAGGACGACCUCGACCGCCUGCCGCCCCUCAACUCCUCCAGCCGCCGUCGACUCGCCGCAUGCGACUACACGGCGGGGCGAUGGGUGUACGACCCGCGGCGGCGGUCGUACAGCAGCAAGUGCGAGUGGAUCCGGUCGGCGUUCAACUGCCAGGGCAACGGGCGGCGGGACACGGCGUACACCAAGUACUCGUGGAAGCCGCGCGCCUGCACCAUCCGCCGCUUCGACCGCGCCUACUUCAAAGCCACCCUCCGAAACAAGGUGGUGGCGUUCGUGGGCGACUCGUUUUCGCGCAACCUGCAGCAGGCCAUCGCGUGCGAGCUGGGCGUGGACGACCGCGUCGAGCCCUGGUCCGGCUGGCUAGGCGGCACGCUCGUAUCGGGGCUGGCCGUGCCGCGCUACAACCUGAGGCUGGUGGCCGUGGUGGCGCCGUACCUGGUGCGCUACAGCAACGCGGACUGGGCGUUCCGGCAGUACGGGCUGAAGCCAGGCGACGGCAGCCGGUACGUGGUGUGGCUGGACGACAUGGACGCGCAGUGGGCCAGCGUGCUGCAACAUGUGGACCUGACGGUGUUCAUGUCGGGCCACUGGUUCCUGGACAAGCAGGGCGCCGAGGCCGUGCGCUCCACCGUGUAUGUGGCCAACAACAAGGUCGUGCGCAUGAGCGGCAUGGCUGCGUACCGCACCGCCAUGCGCAACGUGAAGCGCUUCGUGGCCGUGGAGCAGAAGUACCGCGGCGUGCCCAUGUGGCUCACCUACUCCCCCUCUCACUACUCCAGGGGCAACCCCCCCACAUGCCGCCGCACCUCACCCAUCUCGGCGAAGCGAGUCCAAGCAGUGGCAGCCCAUGACAUCGCAACAGCCUUCAGGGGGCUGGAGGUGAGGGAGCUGAGGAAGUCACCCUUCCGAAUCAUCGACAUCACUCGCAUCUCCCUCUUCCGCCCAGACGCCCAUGUAAAGCUCUUCUAUGGCUCCAAGACAAACAGCAAAACCAAGUGGGACUGCACUCACUGGUGUUUGCCAGGACUUCCAGACGUAUGGGCUGACGUCUUUCAGUUUGUUCUAAAGACACAAUUAAGACGGCACAAAAAGUAACAUGACAUCACCUCUAAAAUGUACAUUUAGGUGUGCUGGCACAUGCCCCUAGAUUGGUUUUCAGGUGUCCCAGUCCAUCUGGACUCCCAAAAAAGAAUUGCCUGAUUUUUCAGGAUUCCCUGCUGAAAGUUCUGAAUUCCCUA
Molecule: messenger RNA, 1760 nt
Organism: Closterium sp. NIES-67
Lineage: Eukaryota; Viridiplantae; Streptophyta; Zygnematophyceae; Desmidiales; Closteriaceae
Source: the annotation of a GenBank genome assembly